AUGAAUUCCACACAACAAGAAGGGAGCUCUUUGUUAAAGGACUUGGAGAGAAUAAAAAAAAAAACUAGGAUUUCCAAUAAAAUAAUAAAUGGUUAGUUAGAUCAAAUCAUAGCAGAAAUUGAAGAGGCAAAAAUAAACAAUGACUUCUCUUAAUUAAAAGACAAAUUACAAAAUUAAAAACCAUUAACAAAAAUUAAAUAAACAUAUAAUGAAUGCUAUGCUUAUUUUUCGAAGAUGGGUAAAAACAUGGAUAAAUUAUUUAAAAAAAAUUUAUAAUAUGGCCAAGAACAUGUUGAAUUGGAUUCGAGAGUGUUGACAGAACUAAUCAAGAAUCAUCUUCUGAGAGAUGGAGAGUUUGAGGCCUAUGAGCUAUUAGUUAAAGAAUCAGGUUCAGAAGAAUCGCAUUUUCAUUAAUUCUUUGCUGAAAUCUAGACCAUAGUAAAGGAUCUUAAAGAGAGGAAACUAGAGUCUGCUAUCCUAUGGGCAGAAAAAAGACAUAAAAGGUCUCCUAGUAAUCUACUUUAUGAACUGUUGAAAUAAAGAGUCAUAUAAUUAGUAUAAACUGAAGGUAUUAAUGCAGCGGUUAAUUUUAUGAGAAAUAGUGAUUCAUUUUAAGAAUAAGCUCAAGGUAGAUUAUACGAAAUUUGCCUAAUUACAUAUUCAGUUCUUUUAUGGCCAAAUCUAGAAAAUACAAAAUACUAUUAUUUAUAUGAUGAUGAAAGAAAUUGGCCUAGAAUUCUGAAUCUAUUUUUAGAAGUCGCUUCGAAAUCUUAAAAUAUUCUGAUUAAAUCAGAAAUUAGAACUGUGUUUUCAGCUGGCUGUUUAGCAAUGCCUAAAUUAAUUAAAUAUAACUAAAUCACAAGAAAUAGAUCUUCUGAAGUUCUUACAAAUGAUAUCCCUAUAGAUAUUGAAAUUGGAAAGGAUUAUAAAUAUCAUUCAUUCUUUGUAUGUCCUGUUUCUAGAGAAGUCACAAAUACUGAUAAUCCUCCAGUGUUGUUAAAGUGUGGCCAUGUCAUUUCUAAAUUAUCAGCGCAUAAAAUGAUCGCAAACAAAUAAAAAUUUAAAUGUCCGACAUGUCCUGUUGAAACCAAAGGCGCUGAUUUACCUGAACUUAUAUUUAUUUGAUAAAUACAAUCCCUAAAUUAGGAUUUUAAUUAGAA
Paramecium tetraurelia is the source of this 1160-nucleotide messenger RNA. RefSeq lists its product as uncharacterized. The record is from RefSeq and is a predicted model, not a curated record. Gene Ontology annotation, biological process: proteasome-mediated ubiquitin-dependent protein catabolic process. Gene Ontology annotation, cellular component: nucleus; cytoplasm; GID complex. Lineage: Eukaryota; Ciliophora; Oligohymenophorea; Peniculida; Parameciidae. Gene Ontology annotation, molecular function: ubiquitin protein ligase activity. The transcript has 6 exons.